Messenger RNA from Impatiens glandulifera, 1355 nucleotides. Its product is annotated as DNA-binding protein RHL1. Gene Ontology annotation, biological process: DNA endoreduplication. Gene Ontology annotation, molecular function: DNA binding. The record is from RefSeq and is a predicted model, not a curated record. The transcript is spliced from 8 exons. Bases 68 to 1135 code for a protein of 355 amino acids. Lineage: Eukaryota; Viridiplantae; Streptophyta; Magnoliopsida; Ericales; Balsaminaceae.
UGACCCUUCUUCCCGCCCUGUUUGUUUGUUUGUUUGUUUGUGUGUGUGUGUGAGAGAGAGAGAGAGAAUGGUUCGAGGAAGUAAAAAGGAGGUUGCAGUAGAAGAGAGAAAUCCUGAAGUCGAAACACAGAAGAGGCUUAAGAAGCUAGCUUUCAAGAGUGGGAUUCUGUCUGAAACCCCUGCCAAGGCAUUUUCGCCGCUUAGUCCAUCAGCAGUCGUUGCCAAGCACCAUGGCAAAGACAUUCUCAGAAAAUCGCAGCGCAAGAACAGAUACCUUUUCUGUUUUUCCGGUCUUCUUGCCCCUGUCGCUGGUGGAAAGAUUGGCGAGCUCAAGGAUCUCGGCACCAAAAACCCUAUUCUUUACCUCGAUUUCCCUCAGGGCCAAAUGAAAUUGCUUGGUACUAUAGUUUAUCCAAAGAACAAGUACUUGACCUUGCAGUUUUCCAGAGGUGGGAAGCAAGCCACGUGUGAGGACUAUUUUGACACCAUGAUUGUAUUUUCUGAUGCAUGGUGGAUUGGGACAAAAGAAGAUAAUCCAAAUGAAACCCGUCUCGAUUUCCCCAAGGACUUACCUGAGGCUGAGCAUAAGGAAUAUGACUUCACGGGUGGUGCAAGUGCAAAGACUGUAAAGAAGCAAGCUGGUGAUAUUUCUGGAACAAAAGUCGUGGAACCUCUCAAAAUUGAUUCAGAGGAUGAUUUAUCUGAUGAUAAAUAUAAUCCUGAAGGCAUGGAUAAAGUAACUCCAACUCGGCAAUCCAAAAGAACUGCUAGGAAAACGUCUAAUGUUGCAGAAUCUACUUCAGGAGAUGAGGUCAUGAUUGAUGCUGACAUGUCAAGUAUAGAGAAUAAAAUAAUAAAGUCAUCAAAGGAUACCCCUCUAAAGAAUGAUACUGCAGCUGCUUCUAGCACUCCGGCAGCACAGGUUCAAAGGAGUGUAACACGCUUAACAAAGUCUAAGGAAGCAUCUCAAAAUCGCAAUAAUGCCCUUGUUCAAACGACAAUAUCUACCAUGUUCAAGAAAGUAAAGGAAAAGGUUAAAGUUGAUGAUGAGGAGGAGGACAAUGAUGAUAUUGAAGAAUUUUCAAGCUCGUCAAAGGAAGGUGAAAGUGAUGAUGACUAUGUUGCUUCAGACUAAGCGUAAAAACUUAUCUUUAUUCGACACGUUAAUCGUGUUGUUACAUUUUAAAGGUUCAACCGACUGAUCAUAAGGAUGAAAAAUUCAACUGAAAGAGAAUUUCUUAAUGGAGCCAAUUAUGUUAAAUUUCUGAAAAGAGUUUCUUCAUCAUACAUGAUAUUGACUUGUUUAAAUUUAUCUGUGAUGUAGUUUAAUGAUGAUUAAAAAUGAUUUUUUAGAA